This is a messenger RNA of Sus scrofa (pig), 2568 nucleotides long. RefSeq names its product CGRP receptor component (gene CRCP). The record is from RefSeq and is a predicted model, not a curated record. NCBI's taxonomy places the organism in Eukaryota, Metazoa, Chordata, Mammalia, Artiodactyla, Suidae. Gene Ontology annotation, biological process: transcription initiation at RNA polymerase III promoter. Gene Ontology annotation, cellular component: RNA polymerase III complex. Gene Ontology annotation, molecular function: nucleotide binding.
GGUCGGACCAAGAGCGCAGAGACGGGUCGGGAAGACGAGCCAGCAACGCCCCCGGCCCCACGGGGGUCCUCCAGGAUCCCGGCAUGCAGCGCGGCGAUCCCGGCGUGCACCGCGGUCCGCGGAGUCGGUUUCCGGGCGCUUUGCUCGGGCGGCGAGAGCAGCGGAUGGGCGGUGAGGGUCUGUGUCCGGCCGAAGGCGACGAGGCGGGGACGACAUGGAAGUGAAGGACGCCAAUUCUGCACUGCUCAGUAACUACGAGGUGUUCCAGUUACUGACUGAUCUGAAAGAGCAGCGCAAAGAAAGCAGCAAGAAUAAACACAGUUCUGGGCAGCAGAACUUGAAUACUAUCACAUAUGAAACAUUAAAAUACAUAUCAAAAACACCAUGUAGGCACCAGAGUCCUGAGAUUGUAAGAGAAUUUCUCACAGCAAUGAAGAACCACAAGUUGACCAAAGCUGAAAAGCUUCAGCUGCUGAAUCACAGACCUAUGACUGCUGUUGAGAUCCAGCUGAUGGUGGAGGAGAGCGAAGAACGGCUGACAGAGGAGCAGAUCGAAGCUCUGCUCCACACCGUCACCAGCAUCCUGCCUGCGGGGCCAGAGGCUGAGCAGAAGACACAUACCAGCGAUGACGUGACAAUGGACGAAGAGGACCCGGCCUAGAAGAGCACCGUUGGCUCCAGGGUCUUGUGAAGUCGAAAGGCCCAGCAGCCAUUUCCCAGACAUUCAAAGGACUGUUUAUUUGGUUUUACCUUCUGUCCCAACAGGCCUGAUUUUGUGGCUGGUUUGGUAAACCACAAAAAUAAGCCUUCCUCAGAAAGAAGCUAAAAAGAAAUUCUUGUGCUUUGGAGAAGAAACCUGGUAAAGACAGGCUGAGGUAGUGGUCAGGGCAGAGAGCUAAAGAAAGGAGGACAGGGUCGAGGAGGACAAGGACGUGGAACCCCCUGUGGUAAAAAUCCUUCCAUGGUCUUUGGCGUGCUCGGGGCAAGGUCCUUGUGCAUAGCUGGUGGAAUACUUCCUUGUUGCCUUUGAUGGGCUCUCGCCUAAUUAAUUCCAUCUGCUUCCCUGGGCGGCUUCCCUGAAGGCCGCGGAGCACUGUUGGGAUGAAAGCUGAGUUAGGAGAAUCCCAGUAGAGGGCUAAAAACACGCAAAGCAGCAAAUGGUUGCUCUGAGUUAAAAUCAGCUACUGACCUUGGCUUACCUCAGAGGACUCCUUUCCUUGCGAGAAACAGAGAUAAAGGAACAGCCUGGCCAUCCCUUCCUCAGGCCCCUUUCCUCUGCUGGCGUGGGCCCUGUGAGCUGGCUCCCUAGUUAGUCCGAAGUGUUAGAGCGCCGGCUCCCUCCCGUUGAAAAGAGGCAUCCAGGCCGAAUGACCACGUCGCCUGCCUUUCUGCCCACCUUCGGUUUCCUGCCCCGUGACAGGCGCUGCUUGUUGAGGCCAGCAGGUGAGCUCCAUGUGCACAAUGGGUGCAUUGUAUCUUUUUAAAGGGCACAGUUAAUGUCUCUCUUUUUGUGGACAGAAUAUGAAGAGGUAGAGGUUGAUUAAUAAGACUUUAAUUUUGUUGGCUCUUGCAAGGUUGCAUCAGUUUUUGAAAAUUUAAAAUGUUAGAAUAAUUACCAUGUGAAGAACUUCUUAAUGUUCAUGCUUUGGAGAGUGUCGUAGCCCCAGACGUGUAGUUGCCCUUAGGUCCUAGGAAUAGUGUUAAAAAUUAAUUCCCCCGUUCACUCUGCUCCCUAUUUGGGGAAGAAAAUGCCCAUAGACAUUAAUUUUUCAAAUUGGUACUCGUUUUGUUGUACGAUUACAUAUUUUCCGUGCUUCUGUUAAUUGGAUUACUUCCCGCCUCUUGCUAUUCCCAGGUUAUUUCAGCCUCCCCACCACCCCUGCCAGCUGGCAGUUACGUUCAUCUUAACCUUAUCUUCUAAGGAUGACUUGAGAUCUGCUCACAGGCAAUGUUGACAUGAACAGGGCAUUUAUUUUUAAAUCUUCUUCAAGUAUCAGGAAUUUUACCAGGAGCUAUUGAUUUGUCAAGACACGUAUUUUGGUGCUCAUGUCAUUGUUGUUGCAUUUUUGAGGUGCUUUUUUUCUUCAUGGAUUUAAGGCUUGAUUAGUUGAUGAUAAAUUGUUUCCAGGUGACUGCCAACUUGUGCUGUUUUUAUCUUUCAAGAGUUUAUUUUGCCUUGAUUAGGAAAAAAAAGAAAUCUGACUUAGAAAACAUAUAUAAAAUAUAUACAUGUUAGUAUUUUUCUUAAAUUGAAUCUAUUUAGAUCCGAGAAUUUAGCCUCAGCUUCUGAUUAGGUCAGACUUACUCUUUAUAAGAAAUAUGGUCUGUGUAAUAUCCCCAUCACAUUAAUAAUCAAUAUUUCAGAAAUAAAAAGUUGUAAUUUACACAGGAUCACAUCUGGGAAGGAGAGCUGGGAGACUGGGAGACUUGCUUUUUUAUUUUAUAUCCUUCUGUAUGGUUUUAAUGUUUGACCAGGUGAUUGUUUUAUUCUUUAAAAAGAAAAAAUGUUUGUUUGCAUGUUAUCCUUGGUCUUUGUGAAAGUUAAUAAAUGCAUUGUCCGUAGUUAAA